Molecule: messenger RNA, 1410 nt
Organism: Antechinus flavipes (yellow-footed antechinus)
Lineage: Eukaryota; Metazoa; Chordata; Mammalia; Dasyuromorphia; Dasyuridae
Product: E3 ubiquitin-protein ligase TRIM11-like
Exons: 1
Coding region: 1-1410 (469 amino acids)
Molecular function (GO): protein binding; zinc ion binding
Source: RefSeq, a predicted model, not a curated record
AUGGCUUCCACUGGGGAACUUCUGAAGGAACUGCAGAAUGAGAUCACCUGCAGCAUCUGCAGGGGCUACUUCUGUGAACCUGUCACCAUUGAGUGUGGGCACAAUUUUUGUCAAGCUUGUCUCUCCUCCAGCUGGAGAGUUGAAGCUUUAGCUUUCUCCUGUCCUGAAUGCCGGCGAGUUUCCCACCACAGAGAGAUCCCAAUAGUGAACAGGCGCCUAGCAGAGUUGACUGAGGUGGGCAAAGAGCUCAGUUCCAAGCUUAUGCAGAGCACUGAAGGACAGAGCCAGUGUGUCACUCACAAGAAACCCUUCAAGCUAUUCUGUGAAGAGGAUCAGACAGCACUGUGUGUGACAUGUUGUGAAACCCCAGAGCAUGGGGCUCACAAGAUCUCCCCCAUACAAGAGGCUGCUCACAAAUAUAAGAGGGAGCUCCAGCACAUUCGGAGUCUCCUGGGGAACCAUUUGGAGGAAGACGAACAACUUCUUGCUCAAGAGGAGAAACCUGCUGUUGACUGGAGCAGUUUGUUUUCAAGUGAAUGCUACAAAAUACUCAAUUUACGUUUGAAGGAGAAGAACCUAGAGUUACCUGAAAGGAUAAGCCAAGAGCACAAGGCCAACCAGGACAGACUAUCCCAGCACAUGCAAACCCUUCAGGACCUCAUGCUAGAGCUGCAGGCUCUAGCUCACCAACCCAAUGUGGAUCUGCUACAGGAUUCCAAGCAACUACUGAGAAGGGCCGAGGCUGUUUUGUCUCAAAGGGCCAGGGCUGUCACCCCAGAACUGAGAGAAUAUCCCAUCCCUGGUCUGAUCGAGAUACUCAACAGAUUCAGAGUGGAUCUCACCCUGGAUCCCACAUCAGCUGAUUCCUGUGUUUCCAUUUCUGGGGAUCUUAAGAGUGCCAAGGCUGAAGAGGACUGGCAGGUGGAGACCAAGCCUCCUGAGCACUUUCCUCUUCAUUAUGUCUUUGCUGAACAGGCCUUCAGCUCAGGCAGCCAGUACUGGGAGGUGGAUGUGACUCAACUUCCUCAGUGGGUCCUGGGGAUCUAUACUCCCUACUUGAAAAGUAGGAGAAGGAGGGGGAAGAAAGGGACCUGUACCUCUCUGUUCUUGCUUCAGUGUGUCAAGAAGGAAGAAGAUUACUAUUUGAGAACCUAUCCUGGGCCAUUGAACCAUCGAAUGAAAAGCUCUUUACCACGGGUUGGGAUGUACCUGAAAUAUUCCCCUGGCACUCUGGGCUUUUACAAUGUUCUCCAGCGUUCUCUUAUUUAUAAAUUCUAUUCUAUCCCCUUCACAGCCCCUGUCAAGCCCAUCUUUUCCCCUGGCCCCCCACUUCCAGGAACAAAGCCUGGUCCCAUGACUGUCUGUUCAGUGGACUCUCAUCUUUGUGCUUGCUGCCAUUCAUCUCAAUGA